Candidozyma auris is the source of this 1581-nucleotide messenger RNA. Its product is annotated as mRNA (N6-adenosine)-methyltransferase. Gene Ontology annotation, molecular function: mRNA m(6)A methyltransferase activity. Lineage: Eukaryota; Fungi; Ascomycota; Pichiomycetes; Serinales; Metschnikowiaceae. The record is from RefSeq and is a predicted model, not a curated record. The coding region runs from base 1 to 1581 and encodes 526 amino acids. Gene Ontology annotation, cellular component: RNA N6-methyladenosine methyltransferase complex; nucleus. The transcript is spliced from 2 exons.
AUGCCACCUGAAUUUUCCUUGCUCGCUGAAUUCUUUCUUAUUUACGGAGACGGGAUCGUCGAACGGCCGUGGCUGGGUAGAAUCCAUACCAUCAACUUUGUCUACUCGACUUUUUUAUCCAAACAUGGCCAGAAGUGGAACGAAGACCUUGAUGUGUUUUACGACCUCCUUCAGAGAUUUAAUUAUAUUAGCAACGACGCACUUGAGUUCAGGACAACCUUCGAGAGGCCUGGGGUAGAGCUUGUUUUCGUGAACAGGUUGAAGGUGGAGUUGAUGAAGAAGCUUCCGUCCAUGGGAGUGUUCACUGCUCCCGUGCCAUUCACAAUCAAAGGCUUUGAGCCGGAUUGGAGGGCAAGCUUGAAUGACUUAUUGGCGCCGAAAGCAAAGUCUGAUUGGGCAUUGCUGCUUAUUGAUGACGACGCCCAAGCCAUCUGGGACUUGUUGGAGCAACCUACGGCCACGGAGGUGCUUGCUGCUGAGAGGGCAAAAUUGAUAACUGUGAAAAAGGCAUUUUACCAUGCGUGUGAUGACACCACACAUAACCAGGUGCUUGCAAAGCUCUGUUUUAACUCGAGAUCCUUGGGCCACAACUUCCUGGAGUUGCCUACCAACGCCAAGGUGAGGAAGAUCAUCAACGCAAACAGAACACAACUCCCUAAAGGCGUCUUCAACUGCCAGAAACAUAAAGUUCACUACUUGCCCUUGAUUACCAACUCUACUGAUGUGAACUUAGGCAACUGUUCCUACUUGGACACAUGCCACAAGCUUAGAAGUUGCAGAUAUGUUCAUUUUUACACGUUGAACCCUCUGCAACAGGAAGAAGAUCAUCUUCCAAAUCCAGAUUCCGAACUUGCUAUUGAUUAUACCAUUGGAGUGCCUGGCAUAGUCAUGCCCGUGUUGCCACCACAAUGGAUCUGCUGUGACGUACGCAAGCUUCCUUUCUCGGUGCUAGGCAAAUUCGCUGCCAUCAUCUCCGACCCGGCGUGGGACAUCCACACGUCACUCCCUUAUGCAACUUGCAAGGAUGCAGAGCUCUUAUCGUUGCCGAUGAAUGAGCUUCAAGAUGAAGGCGUCUUGUUUCUUUGGGUAACUGGUCGCUCUAUUGAAAUUGGCCGUAAGGCUCUUGCGCAAUGGGGGUACACUAUUUCGGAUGAGAUGAUCUGGAUUAAGCUCAACCAAUUGAGAAGAACCAUCGUCACCGGCAGAACCGGGCACUGGAUUAACCAUUCAAAGGAAAACCUCAUUGUGGGAAUAAAGGGAAAUCCAUUUUGGCUCAACAGGAAGGUCGAUCUUGACUACAUCGUGAGUGGAACUAGAGAAACUUCAAGAAAGCCUGAUGAGCUUUACGAUAUCGUCGAGAGGCUCGUGGGAAAGCACGCUAGAAAAUUGGAGAUAUUUGGUCGUGACCAUAACAUCCGUGACGGGUGGUUUACUAUUGGCAAUCAGUUAACGGGAACUUCAAUUUACGAAGAAGAAGUAUUGAAGAAGUACAACCAGCAUUUGAAGCACGCUGACGCUGAUACUGGUGGUGGUGGUGGUGCUGCUGGUGCUGCUGCUUCUGCUCUGCUGAGACUAACUUAG